AUGCCGAAAUCAAAAGAUACUAAACAAUUCAUUGCAAGGCUCCAGUUAUUGGUAACCAAACUUAAUCGUUUUAAAGAAUUCAUAAAUGCCAUCGAUUUAACAAAUUUCAGUGAAUUGGCCUUUGAAACUUUACAGGCUAGAUUAGAACAAAUAAAAUCAUCAGUUAGUGAAUACACAGAUACAUAUUUGCAAGUAGACUCUGAUCAUUUAACCAGGGAUGAUAUCUUAUCUUGCGAAGAAUUUGAGGAAGUGUAUUGCGACUUGAUUGCCCAAGCGGCUAUUCUCUCUAAACGUAAAAGUAACUUAAAAACAAGUGUAUCUGAUUCUUCCUUAAAUCCUUCCGCACGUUCUCCAGAAGGAAACAAUGUAAAGUUGCCAAUUUUAAACAUUCCCAACUUUUCUGGAAAUUAUGUAGAGUGGUCCAGUUUUUACGAGACAUUUAUCGCACUAAUAGAUAAAAAUUCAAAAUUAUCUGAUGUGGAAAAAUUUUAUUAUCUCCAGAAUGCAUUAAAAGGUGUUGCAAAAGAGCUCACUAACGAUUUGUCGCCUACAGGCAGUAAUUAUAAAAUUGCUUUAGAAAUGCUGAAUGAUAGAUUUAACAAUGAAAAGUUGAUAAUAUUUUCCCAUCUGGAAUCAAUCCUCGAAAGUAAUAAAAUCUCUAGAGAAUCGGCCUCUGAACUUCGUAAAUUGCAGGAUAAUGUAACUCGACAUUUGAGAGCCCUAGACAAUUGUAAUAUAUCAGAUGAAAAAUUUAAGGCUGCGGUUUUAGCAUACAUUAUCAAAUCCAAAGUUGACGUAAAUACUGCAACUGCUUACAGUAAGUUUAAGGUAAAGCAGAUCCCGUCUGUACAAGAAUCAUUAUCAUUUCUUUCCUCUAGAUGUGAAAUACUAGAGGAUGUUGCUUCAAACAGCUUCAAAAAUCCUAUUGUUAAACAAACUAAAAUUUUAGCAAAACCCGAACUUAGCAAACAAUCUUUUCACGUAGCUACUACUCACACUUGCCUGUUGUGCAAAGGAAAUCAUUUAUUAUAUGUUUGUCCAACAUUCUUAUCAUUUCCCGUUCAAAAAAGGGUAGAAACCGCAAGCAAAAUACAAGUCUGUAAAAACUGUUUAAAACACAGUAGCAAGUAUAAAUGCAAUUCCAGAUAUAAAUGCAAGCACUGUCAAAGGCCUCACAAUAGCAUUUUAUGCUUAUCUAAUUCUGCGACAUCGCCAUCUGAAAUUCCUAGCGAACUCGUUUUAAAUAAUUCAGUGCCUAGUACCUCAGUUACGCCAGAACUGACAUCAUUAGUUUGUACAGACUCAGACCAGGUGUUACUUUCGACAGCAAUAAUUCAGGUAUUGAGCAAACAAAACAAAUGGGUUAGGGCAAGAUGUAUUUUAGAUUCAGGUUCCCAAGUUAGUUUCAUUACUAAAAAUCUCUGCACCAAAUUAGGUUUCAAACCAAAUCCUUCCAACACUUCCAUUAUAGGAAUCAAUGGCAAUAAGUCUUCAGCUAGCGGAAUAAUUGAUAUUAAGCUUUCAUCCGUCGUUAACGAUUUUCAAACUGAUCUAUCGUGUUUGGUGACUCCUCAUAUAACUCAAAACUUACCGUCAACUAACGUGCAUAGAGAAAAUAUCUCUAUUCCUAGUGCUACAAACUUCUACAAUCUCCUUUGCAUUGGACAGAUUUCCUUAGGGAAAAACAAACCAACUCUUCAAAAAACAUUAUUUGGCUGGGUAGUUUCAGGUAGGGUCUGUUCGGCACCCUCCGUAACACAACCGCAAAUUUCAUUAGAUGUUUGUAACAACCUUGCUAUAGAGCAACGUGACAAUCAUAAUUCUUUGCAAAAAUCUCUUUCUUUAUUUUGGGAAAUAGAGGAUGUGCAUCCUAAGAACAAGUUAUCUCUAUUAUCAAAUGAGGAGCAAUUCUGUGAGAACCAUUUUGCAAGCACAGUUUCUCGAAAUACAAACGGAACUCUUACCGUUUCAAUACCCUUCAAUUCCAAUUUACGUCUUUUAGGUCUCUCAAAGCAGGUAGCUGUGGAACGAUUUCAAAAUUUGGAGAAAAGAUUUACGAAGAACCCCGAAUUUUACAGAGCAUACUCUGAGUUCAUUCACGAGUACAUUAGAUUAGGUCACGCCACAAAAACCGAUUCAACAAAUUUAGGCUCUUGUAUAUUGACCACAGUUUCCACUUUAGAUGGGGAAGUAAAUCUCUCAAGUAUUCCUUAUUUCUAUCUACCUCACCAUGCUGUUCAUAAGGCAGACUCCCUAACCACAAAAAUUAGGGUUGUUUUUGAUGGGAGUGCCAAAUCCACUUCAAAACUCUCCAUAAACGAUACCCAAAUAGUGGGUCCCGUGCUGCAGGAAGACCUAUUUUCCAUAUUGCUACGAUUUCGUCAGCAUAAGGUUGCCUUAACCGGCGAUUGUGAGAAAAUGUACCGUAUGAUUCAAAUACACCCCUCUUUGAGGAAACUGCAGUGCAUAGUGUGGAGAGACGAUCCUAGUCAUCCACUUGAUACAUAUCAAUUAAACACAAUUACAUACGGCACAGCUUCCGCUAGUUACUUAGCAACGAAGUGUUUACAGUAUUUAGCCGAUCAAAAUAGUGAACGUUUCCCUAAAGCAGCAGAAGUCAUUAAAUCUUGCUUUUAUAUGGAUGACCUACUUUUUACAGCCAACACCGUAGAGGAAGUUUUACAAAUAAAAACUGAAAUAAUCGAAAUACUACGAUCCGCUAAUAUUCCUAUACGAAAAUUUCUCUCUAAUCAUCCAUCGGUCAUGCAAAAUACCACAGAUUCAAAUAUUUCUCUAUUCACUGUUCCAUUAGGUGAGCGUACGAACGCAAAGGCCCUUGGCUUAGCUUGGAAUGCCAUUACAGAUACAAUUUACUACAAUGUACGUGUGCAGUUUAGCCCUUCAGUAUCAAAACGAUCCAUUUUAUCAAUGGUGUCUCAGCUGUUUGAUCCAUUGGGAUUAUUGUCUCCUAUCUUAAUAGUUGGAAAAAUUAUGAUUCAAAAACUGUGGGAGCUGAAGGUUUCCUGGGAUGAGUCAGUUCCAUCCUCCAUCCACGAACAGUGGAACAAUUACAGGCAGCAACUUUCGCUUCUCUCCUCGCUACAAGUGCCCAGGUGUGUAAUUCCACUUUCAGAUUAUUCCUUACAAUUGCAUGGCUUCUCAGACAGUAGCAGUGUUGCUUAUGGAGCAUGCGUGUAUGUUAGGUGCGAAAAUUCAGAGAACCAAGUUUCCACAUUAUUACUGUGUUCCAAAUCACGUGUUGCACCAUUGCACACCACAACUAUUCCCAGAUUAGAACUCUGCGCUGCCGUACUACUAGCACAACUGAUGCAUAAAGUCAAAACGGCAUUGAAGGUUGAUGACCAUUCAAUUUUUCUUUGGUCAGAUUCUAGUAUCGUUCUCAAUUGGUUAAACUCGCCUCCAAACAGAUAUAAAACCUUUGUGGCCAACCGAAUUGCCACUAUUCAAGAAAUGUAUCCACCUAUACACUGGUAUCAUGUAGCAUCGGAAAAAAAUCCCGCGGAUCACAUAUCUAGAGGCAUGAAUUCGUCAGAAAUUAUAGCAAACUCCUUGUGGUGGUACGGCCCUAACUUUUUAUCAGAUAAAAACCAAUUUUGGAGAGAUCGUAACUUUGCAGUCUCUAUAGAGAAAACGGAAUUAAAGCCAGUGUCUUCACUAGCAGUUCAAGUAAGCGACUCUGCUGAACAAUCCUACGAAUUAUUUAGACGAUUUUCAAGCUUCAAUAAGUUACAAAGGGUUCUUGCGUACAUGCUAAGAUUUUUAUCAAAUUGUAGGCAGAUCCGUAGCGGUAAUAUCGGUCCGUUAACGACCAAGGAGUUACAAAGUGCAGAAAUUACUUUAACUAAGCUCUGUCAAAAAUUCUCAUUUUCAGAAGAAAUCAAACAGUUGAGUUCCAAAAGGCCAUUAAACUCAACUUCAUCCCUUCUAAAUUUAAAUCCGUUCCUUGACGAAACCCUAAUCCUGAGAGUAGGGGGACGUCUUAGUAAUGCCGAGUUUGCAUAUGAUAAGAAGUAUCCAAUACUAUUACCCAAGUCCCACGUACUCACCGACCUGAUUAUUAUGUAUUAUCAUGAAAAGCUGCUGCAUUGCGGACCCCAGCAAUUAUUAUCCUGUUUGCGUGAACGUUAUUGGCCAAUUUCUGGAAAAUCUACAGUAAAAAGAGUUAUCAAAAGGUGCGUUAAAUGUUUUCGGGCGAAACCGGUGUAUAGUAACCCCUUAAUGGGAGAUUUGCCAUUGAAACGUAUACAGCCCAACACACCCGCCUUUUACAAUACUGGUGUAGAUUAUGCUGGACCAAUUCUCAUAAAGAACAAAAAGGGUCGGGGUUCAAGGCUAAUGAAAUCUUAUAUCUGUAUAUUCAUAUGUUUAGUAACCCAUGCAAUUCACUUGGAACUUGUUACGGAUCUUACGGCUGAUUGUUUUAUCACCGCUCUUAAGCGUUUCAUCUCUCGUAGAGGCAAGCCACUGACUAUCUCCAGUGACAAUGCAAAAAAUUUCAUAGGUGCAAAAAACCAAUUACGAGAGCUUUACAGUGAAUUAAAUCGUUCAGAAGUGCAGCAAAAAAUUAGCAAUUAUCUCGCCCACGAAAACAUUAAAUGGCAUUUUAUCAUACCGCGAGCCCCGCACCAAGGCGGCAUGUGGGAGAGUGGUGUGAAAUCCACAAAAAUGCAUCUCAAAAAGGUAUUGGGCAACACUCACUUAACUUAUGAGGAUUUCUCUACCGUACUCAUUCAGAUAGAAGCUGUCUUAAAUUCAAGACCGCUGUCCUCUUUAUCCUCUGAUCCUUCGGAUUUAAAUCCUUUAACGCCUGCACAUUUCCUAAUUGGGCGACCCAUGUGUGCUUUGCCGGAACCGAACCUUGCAGCAAUUAAGGAGAACAGACUAUCAAUCUACCAACGAGCGCAGCAGAUUAUGCAGCAUUUCUGGAAGCGCUGGAGCAGAGAAGUUGUUCCUGAUCUUCAAAGACGAACCAAGUGGUUUCAAAAUUACCCCAACGCGUUACAACCAGGCUCCUUAGUGUUAAUUCGAGAGGACAAUCUUCCCCCGUUGAACUGGCUGAUGGGUCGUGUCGAAACUCUGCAUCCUGGACGAGAUGGCGUUGUGCGAUCGUGUACAGUUAAACUUGCAAGUGGUGCGUGUGCUAAGAGAUCAGUGAACAGGCUGUGUGCAUUUCCCAUAUAA
This is a messenger RNA of Photinus pyralis (common eastern firefly), 5202 nucleotides long. RefSeq lists its product as uncharacterized. Bases 1 to 5202 code for a protein of 1733 amino acids. The transcript has 2 exons. Gene Ontology annotation, molecular function: nucleic acid binding. Gene Ontology annotation, biological process: DNA integration. Lineage: Eukaryota; Metazoa; Arthropoda; Insecta; Coleoptera; Lampyridae. The record is from RefSeq and is a predicted model, not a curated record.